Molecule: messenger RNA, 1146 nt
Organism: Dipodomys ordii (Ord's kangaroo rat)
Lineage: Eukaryota; Metazoa; Chordata; Mammalia; Rodentia; Heteromyidae
Product: olfactory receptor-like protein OLF3
Exons: 3
Coding region: 1-1146 (381 amino acids)
Biological process (GO): G protein-coupled receptor signaling pathway
Cellular component (GO): membrane
Molecular function (GO): olfactory receptor activity; G protein-coupled receptor activity
Source: RefSeq, a predicted model, not a curated record
AUGGCGGGAAUGUCAACUGGUGAGCUCUGUGUGAACCCAUCAGAGAGCAUCACUGAACCUUGCGCCAGGAGUUUAUCUAAACUAGUCCCAGGUGAUUUCAUUCAUGGAACCCAGGAGGCACAAGACAAUCUCUAUGGUGCAUGCUUGUUGGUACACUUUUGGUAUUACAAUCGUAGACGAAAGGAGACGUCCUUAUCACCAGGCAAUGAGGACUAUCUGAGAAAUCUUAAGGGAGAUGUGACCGAAGUCUUCAAAGUUUUAGCAGGUAACGGGACGUGGGUGAGUGGGUUUGUCCUCCUCGACCUCUCCAGCGAUCGGGACACUCAAGUCUCCCUCUUCGUCCUGUUCUUGGCCAUGUACGUGGUCACAGUGCUGGGGAACGUUCUCAUCGUUCUUCUGAUCAGACUGGACAGCCGCCUGCACACUCCCAUGUACUUCUUUCUCACCCACCUCUCCCUGGUGGACGUGUCCUAUGCCACAAGCAUAGUUCCUCAGCUGCUGGCGCAUCUCCUUGCAGAGCAUAAGGUGAUCCCAUUCCUGAGCUGUGCAGCCCAGUUGUUUUUCUCCCUGGCCUUGGGUGGUAUUGAGUUUGUUCUGCUGGCAGUGAUGGCUUAUGACCGCUAUGUGGCGGUGUGUGACCCGCUGAGGUACUCUGCCAUCAUGCAUGGGGGACUGUGCACUAGGCUGGCCAUCUCCUCCUGGGUCAGCGGCUCCAUCAACUCUCUCAUCCACACUUCCAUCGCCUUUCAGCUGCCCAUGUGCACACACAAGUCUAUUGACCACAUAUCCUGUGAAAUUCUAGCUGUGGUCAGGCUGGCCUGUGUGGAUACCUCCUCCAACGAGGUUGCCAUCAUGGUUUCCAGCAUCGUCCUUCUGAUGACCCCCUUCUUCCUGGUUCUGCUCUCCUACAUCCAGAUCAUCUCCAGCAUCCUAAAGAUGCAGUCUGCAGAGGGCCGGCGGAAAGCCUUCCACACCUGUGGCUCUCACCUGACGGUGGUGGUCCUGUGCUACGGCAUGGCCAUUUUCACCUACAUCCAGCCCCACUCCAGCCCUUCUGUCCUUCAGGAGAAGUUGAUCUCUCUCUUCUAUGCCAUUUUGACCCCCAUGCUCAACCCCAUGAUUUAUAGCCUAAGGAACAAGAGGUGA